Sitophilus oryzae (rice weevil) is the source of this 852-nucleotide messenger RNA. RefSeq lists its product as uncharacterized. The transcript has a single exon. Gene Ontology annotation, biological process: DNA integration. The coding region runs from base 1 to 852 and encodes 283 amino acids. The record is from RefSeq and is a predicted model, not a curated record. NCBI's taxonomy places the organism in Eukaryota, Metazoa, Arthropoda, Insecta, Coleoptera, Curculionidae. Gene Ontology annotation, molecular function: nucleic acid binding.
AUGGUUCAGGCACUGGAGUUUCCAGUAGAACUAGCUCUUUUAUGUCAGAGCAAGUCGAUUCAUAAAAAUAGUAAUAUUUUAUCAUUAGAUCCUUUUAUAGAUAAGGAUGGUCUUAUUAGAGUAGGAGGGCGACUUAAACAUUCAUCUCUAACAUUCGAACAAAAACAUCCUAUUUUGUUGCCCGGAAAACACAUAUUAACAAAGCUUUUAAUAAAACACGAGCAUCAUAAAUGUUUACACGCCGGUAGUCAAUUAAUUCUUGCACGAUUGCGUACUAAAUUUUGGCCAAUUAAUGGUCGUAAUGCUGUUCGCAGUGUAUUAAAGAAUUGCCUCACGUGCUUUAAAACCAAUCCAAAAACAGCGGUUCAAAAAAUGGGUGAUCUACCUGAAUCGCGAAUCACACCUUCUAGGGCGUUUUAUCAUUGUGGCAUUGAUUACACUGGAUUUUACAAUUUAAAAGACGGAAAAUCAAGAACACGGACUUUAGUUAAAUGUUAUUUAUGUAUAUUCGUUUGUCUAGCUACUAAGGCCGUACAUGUUGAGUUAGUUUCCGAUCUUACUACUGAAACAUUUAUGAACGCGUUUAAGAGAUUCGUAUCUCGGAGAGGUCUAUGUCGACAUAUUUAUACUGACAACGGUACUAACUUUGUUGGUGCUCAUAACAACAUGCAAGACGUUUAUAAGAUAUUAAAAAACUUAAACGAUAAUGAAAAGUAUUAUAACUAUUUUAAAGAUCAUAUUAUCGAAUGGCAUUUCAUACCUGCAAGAUCUCCUCAUUUUGGAGGCAUGUGGGAAGCGGCAGUAAAAUCGUUUAAACAUCAUUUAAAACGAGUUGUACAGAUGCUAGUUUAA